This is a messenger RNA of Moneuplotes crassus, 2019 nucleotides long. The record is from the annotation of a GenBank genome assembly. NCBI's taxonomy places the organism in Eukaryota, Ciliophora, Spirotrichea, Euplotida, Euplotidae.
UUAAAUAGAGAUUGAAAGUUGCGACACAUUUAAAGGAAAAUUUAUAGAUUUUGGGUAUAAUUACUGGGGAAAUAGGAGGUUUUAAUAGACAAAAUUAAAUUUGGGCAUGGAAAUUGAGCAAUUUGGGGUUGGAAGGGUUGUAACGAGGGGAAAUCAUGAUGAGUCGGUCUAUAUGGUAGAUGAAGAGGCCAAUGAGGGUUCUUAUGGCUUUAAACAGCCUAGGCUAAAGCUUUCAUGGCAUAAUGUUUCUUAUACAGUGAAAGCCAGAUAUACCAAUGAGGAGAAGAAAAAGUUAGAUAUAAAUGAGAAGUUAGCCAAUUUGUGAACGAUUUAGGUAUUAUAACAAGCAAAUAAUUAAAUAACGCUACAGGAUAUUGUGAACAAGGAGAUGCAUUGUUCAUAAUGGGGUCAUCCGGAGCUGGAAAAACAACUUUGUUAAAUAUCUUAUCAGACCAGAUUUCCAAAGCUAAAUCGUCAAAGUUCGAGGGGGAGGUCCUUAUUAAUGAUGAGAUUCAUGUAACAAGUGAGAAUUUUGGAACAUAUGCUUGAUAUGUCACUCAAGAUGACUACUUAUUUGAGUCUUUCACUUGUCAGCAGUGUAUUGAAUUUGCUGCUAAGCUGAAACUCAAUCUUUCAAAAGAAGAAAUUGAUGAGAAAGUAGAAGAAAUCAUCGAAAGCUUAAGUCUCCAAAAAUGAAGGAACACUAUUGUUGGUAAUGAGUAUAACAAAGGAAUGAGCGGAGGAGAGAAAAAGAGAACUUCCAUUGCAGUAGAGAUGAUUACUGACCCACAAAUCUUAUUUUUAGACGAGCCUACUUCAGGUCUUGAUAGCUUCACAGCUCAUAAAAUUGUAUCUUUGUUGGUCAGCUUUGCUGAGCAAGGAAAGACGGUGGUCUCGACUAUUCAUCAACCAAGCUCUGAAACAUUCCAAAUGUUUCCAAAGCUUUUGCUCUUGAUGGAGGGAAAUACCAUCUUUCAUGGCAGAACACUGGAGAGUGUUCCAUAUUUUAGAAAUAUUGGGUUUAGUGUGCCUGAAUUUUCAAAUCCUUCUGAUUACUAUCUCAGAGAGUUUUAUGUCUCUUUCAAAGAUAGAGAUAAAGGAGAGAAGCUUGACACUCUUACCUCUUCUUAUCAGAGGGAGAUCCUGCCUGUGAUACACAGUGAAAUGGAAGCAGCUGAGUUUGAUCAUGUGACUCAGAAGGAUCUGAUUAAGAAUAUGCAUAAGGUCUCAUGGAUCUAUGAAUUUUGGAUUCUUCUAUGCAGAGCUUUUUAUGAUCUCUUCAAAAACCCGUGGAUCUUUAAGUACAAAACUAUCCCAGUAAUAGCAGUUGCUAUCUCAUGAAUGGUGAUAUUUGCAGAUCCUGGUGAGGAUAGUGAAGGAAUCAGAGGCACUCUGGGCUCCUUCCUCUUCAUUUCAGCUCUCUUUGUAUACCUUCCUUCUGGAACAGUCCUGAUGGUAUUCUCAAAAGAAAGACCAAUUGUCUUAAAAGAGUGCUUAAAUAAGACGUAUGGGAUUCUUUCAUAUAGUUUAUCAAAAUCAGUGGUUGAGAUUCCUUUUGAGACAAUGUACGUCCUCUUCUUUUCUUUGGUGGUCUACUUUAUGAUGGGACUAGAAGCAUCUUUUGAGAAAUUUCUGAUCUUUGUGCUGUCUCUAUCACUAAACACAUUGUGUGCAAUGUCACUUGGGCUGUUCUUAGGCUCAGCGAUCACUAAUGAGGCUUCUUCUAUGACCCUACAAGGAUUGUGAAUCACCCCAAUUUUGUUGCUAUCAGGAAUCCCAGUAAAUCUAGGUUCUGUAGAUCCAUGGAUAUCAUGGUUCUCGUAUCUUUCCCCAAUAAGAUAUAAUCUAGAGAUCUUUGUUCGAAACGAGUUCGAAGGAAAAGCAAUUUCAUCAGAGAAUCCAAUAGAUAUCCUUCAGUAUGACACAAGUAUUGGAUUCAGUUUUUGCAUGCUCCUUUUGAUUACAGUUGUGUACAGAAUUUUGGCUAUAAUAUUUUUGAAAAUAACAACUGUGAGGUAA